Vicia faba (fava bean) is the source of this 600-nucleotide messenger RNA. The record is from the annotation of a GenBank genome assembly. NCBI's taxonomy places the organism in Eukaryota, Viridiplantae, Streptophyta, Magnoliopsida, Fabales, Fabaceae.
AUGCAGGGAGCAAAGAAAGCCGGAGAGACCAUUAAGGAAACAGCUGCCAACAUUGGUGCUUCUGCCAAAUCUGGCAUGGAGAAGACCAAAGCAACCGUUCAAGAAAAGACGGAGAAGAUGAGCGCACGUGAUCCUGUACAAAAAGAGGCAGCAACCCAAAAGAAAGAGGCAAAGCAGAACCAGGCAGAGCUAGAUAAGCAGAUGGCGCGUGAACACAACGCGGCAGUUAAAGAAUCUACCACGGCAGCCCAAAUGGGCCAGGCCCACCACAACACGGGGACUGGAACCACCACAUACCCUACCACGGGGACUUAUGGACAGCCCAUGGGGGGCCACUAUAGCACGGGGACCGGAACCGGGACCGGAACCGGGACCGGAACCGGGACAUACUCUACGACAGGAAAUCAUGAACAUCACACUGGGGCCCAUGAGGUGUCAGCCAUACCUGGACAUCCGAGUGACCAUGUGAGAGAGGGAGUGGUGGGCACGCACACUAUUGGUACCCAUAGAAGCACAGACGGGACUGCUACGGCCCAUAAUACCCGGGUUGGUGGAAAUCCAAAUGCCACAGAGUAUACAACUGGUGGUACUUACAAGUGA